Molecule: messenger RNA, 2794 nt
Organism: Trematomus bernacchii (emerald rockcod)
Lineage: Eukaryota; Metazoa; Chordata; Actinopteri; Perciformes; Nototheniidae
Gene: lipea
Product: lipase, hormone-sensitive a
Exons: 11
Coding region: 30-2180 (716 amino acids)
Biological process (GO): triglyceride catabolic process; cholesterol metabolic process
Cellular component (GO): cytosol
Molecular function (GO): triacylglycerol lipase activity; sterol ester esterase activity
Source: RefSeq, a predicted model, not a curated record
CUCUGUCAGAAACAUCAAGGAAGAGGAGGAUGCGCGUCGCCUCAGAUAUGGAUUACAAGAUUGUGUUUGCAUCCUUGGAGACGGUAUGUGAAGACAACAUUGCUUUUCUGUGUGGAUCUGAUUUGCCGUACGGCGCUGUUGCCAAGCGCCUGGUGACGUGUCUGAGACAGAUUCAGGAGCACGGACAGGCCCUGCAGCCGGUGGUCGGCAGCUUCACCGCCGUCUUCCACCAUUAUGACUUUGACGCACAAACGCCGGGGAAUGGCUACCGCACACUGGUGAAGGUGUUGCUGUCUUGCCUUUUGCACAUCAUUCACAAGGGACGCUACAUUGCCUCUAAUUACAACAGUGCCUUCUUCAGGGCGGACCACAAUGCCUCAGAGAUGGAGGCGUACAGCAGCGCUCUGUGCCAGCUGCGCGCCUUGCUCCACCUCGCCCAGCGGCUCCUCAACGACAACGAGUACGGCCAGCUGUACGCGCUGCAGGACGGGGACCUGAGCGGCAGGUUCGUGCAGGAGUACAGCUCCAUGCAUAAAGCCUGCUUCUACGGACGCUGCCUCGGCUUUCAGUUCUCACCGUCUCUCCGACCGUUCCUCCAGACCGUUGUCAUUAGCAUGGUUUCAUAUGGAGAGACAUUUGGUAAACAGCAGUCUGGCUUGGGUUUGGCCGCCCUUUCCCUUCUCACAUCAGGGAAGUACGUGAUGGAUCCAGAGCUGCGGGGCGCUGAGUUUGAACGCAUCACCCAGAACCUGAACAUGCAGUUUUGGAAGUCCUUCUGGAACCUCACAGAGUCCGGCCUUUUGACAGGCUUCAGCAGAAUAGCUUCCAGCCCGGUGCAGAUAAACCUGACCCUGACUGUGCCUCCUGUGACUCUGCGCCUUCCCCUGGCUUCGGACCCCAGACUAACAGCCACCAUUUCUCCUCCCAUAGCCCACUCGGGCCCCGGGCCGGUCCACAUGCGCCUCAUCUCCCAUGAGCUUCGAGUAGGACAGGAGAGUGAAGAGCUGCUUAGUUAUUCUCGAGACGAUCCUCCCCCCAUCACAGCCUCUCAGCUCCCCUGGGUGCAGAAGCAGCCCCGCUCCCCCUGGCUGCUCAUCCACUUCCACGGGGGGGGCUUUGUGGCCCAGACUUCCAGAUCCCAUGAGAAUUAUCUCCGGAUUUGGUCGAAGGAGCUCAAUGUUCCCAUUCUCUCCGUGGACUACUCUCUGUCACCUGAAGCGCCUUUCCCCAGAGCUCUGGAGGAAUGUUUCUACGCCUACUGCUGGGCUCUGAACAACUGCCAUCUGCUGGGCUCCACAGCAGAGCGUGUUUGCCUGGCGGGGGACAGCGCUGGAGGGAACCUCUGCAUCACCGUGUCCAUGAAGGCCAUAUCCAGCGGCAUCCGAGUCCCCGACGGCAUCAUGGCUGCCUACCCCGCCACCCUGCUCACCACUGACGCCUCGCCCUCCCGCCUGCUCACGCUCAUCGACCCGCUGUUGCCUCUGGGUGUUCUCACAAAGUGCAUCAAUGCCUAUGCAGGCACAGACAGUCAGACGGUGCAGCCUGCAGUGGAGAGCAGCAGUCUGAGCGCUCUGGGCAGAGACACCGUCGUGCUGCUGGGUGAUCUCACUCAGGGGGCCUCCAACUGGAUCCAGUCCUUCAUGGACCCCACGCGGACCACCGGCGGAGCACGCUCACUGUCGUCCUCUCAGAGAAGCUAUCAGAGCGAUGAAACUGGCAGGACACCCUCUCUCACCUCCACACCUCAUUGUGGAAGUGACUCGGAUUACCCAGAGGGCUUUAAGCCCCUGCGCUCGGAGUGCCUGGCCUUUGUGAACCCAACUUCCUGCCCCAUCAUCAGGAACCCGUUUGUGUCGCCGCUGUUGUCUCCCGACGAGCUGCUGAGAGGCCUGCCGCCUGUGCACAUCGUGGCCUCAGCUCUGGAUGCCUUGCUGGAUGACUCUGUGAUGUUUGCCAAGAAGCUGCGAGACAUGGGCCAGCCUGUGAGCCUGACGGUGGUGGAGGACCUGCCUCACGGCUUCCUCAGCCUGUCGCAGCUCUCCAAGGAGACGGAGGGCGCUGCGGAGAUGUGCGUGGAGCAAAUGAGGGCCAUUUUUCAGCAGGAAGACCAGAAGCCUGCACUCCGCAAACGGCCAAAGCUGGAAGAGACCUAUCAGAGUAGCAGUCCAUCAUCGGGCUGAUUUAUCAGCCAUGAGUGGGACUUUGUAGUUCUUGGAUGAAAAAGAGAUCUGACAUGAGUUGGUGGGAGACAAGCAAUACAUUUUAGAAAAAGGAGAGAAUUAUGAAGAAAUAAGUAGAGGAAGCUUAGGCACGCUGCACUUGAAACGAUCAAGAAGAAACAGCUACUAAAUGAUGACAAAUGGUGAAAUAAUGGAGUAUUUUUCUAAAAAGAUUUAGAUUUAGAUCAAACGCACAUUGAGGAUAUAUCAGACUCCACUAAAACCAGCCUUUUGAUUCAUUUCUUCUUGUAAAAAAAGGCUAUUGUGCCUUUAUUUUAAAGAGCUGCUCCAAGUAUACGAGCUUCGCCUACAUUACGGCACAAACAAGUUGACUUGCACAGGGAAAACAUUCCACAUGCACUGUAUUAUUAUUAUGAAUAGUAUAAUAUAAGGAUGAAAUAGAUAAUCUGGUUAUUGCCAGUGUUAGUAGUAGUCACGUGUUUACAACAUAUUAAAAGGAGGCCUUCACCCUGUGGAUCUGGGUUAUGAAUGUAACUUGUUGUACUGUAAAUUCAUUAUUAUAUUUGUUGAUAUAAAUAUUUAACCCUGAAUUAAAUCAAAACAGUAAAAAAUGA